CCUGCCCUUCCUUGGUCUUUACAGCUGUGACCGUGUCCUUUCCUCACAAAUGCACUCACAUCCACAGCUUCUCUCAUAAUGUUAUAAUGUCACAGCAAUAAAAACAUAAAUUUGAUCUCUCAUUAGGAAAGGGAAGAUGUGAGAAGCACGAAAACUGUACUUGAAGGUGCACAAAGAAGAACUUUACAAAGCAUGAGGAGACAGGAGUGACUGAGUUCAAUCAUUUUAUGUCAACUGUAUGUUUUCAUGUCAAGUUGCAUAACGUGUUGUUCAUUUUACCCUGUUUUUUUGCAGAAGAAAGAGCACAAGAACUUACAGCAGGGAAAGGAAGGAAAAAGGGGGUUAUUGAUAAUGAGGAAGAACUGCUCCACUGAUUCCCCUUCAGGUUAAAUAACCAUAACAAAGGGCAGCUCGCUCUGUGCACACACGCACAGACCUACUGACACAGUCUCGGGCAUCCCCGGAGCAGGGAUUGGACGAGAAACCGAAAGAGAGAGAGAGGAGAAAGCGCACGUCUUUCCCCCCCACCCCCCACCCCCCACAGCUGCUGUACAACCAGCAGAGACGGAUAUGAGAGCAGGGCGGCGAUCAUGACCGGCCACUCGGAGUCUUAAACCACCUCACACAGACCCAGCAACCUCCCAAUUCCACUUUUUUUUUUUUGCCAGUUUUCUUUCAUCACCCACUGUGGAUCCUGAAUGGAUUCUCGGCUCCAGAUUGGACCCGGGAUCCCGACACCGGACCCCACCGCCCGCGCACCCUGGAACAUCAGCUCCAUCAACCCGCACCGGCUCAUGGAGCUCGCCCCGGUGGCUACAGCUGGUUCUGUGGUUCCAAACCACAUAUUUCCAACAGUAGACGUCCCAGACCACGCUCACUACACCAUUGGCGUUGUCAUCCUGGCCGUGGGAAUCACAGGAAUGCUGGGAAACUUCUUGGUCAUAUACGCUUUCUGCAGGAGCCGGAGCUUGCGGACGCCAUCCAACAUUUUCAUUAUUAAUCUGGCAUUCACAGACUUCUUCAUGUGUCUCACCCAGACACCCAUCUUUUUCAUCACCAGCAUGCACAAACACUGGAUCUUUGGAAAGAAAGGUUGUGAGCUGUACGCCUUCUGUGGAGCGCUGUUCGAUUGCAGCAUGAUGACACUGAUGGUGAUUGCAGUGGACCGAUACGUGGUGAUCACCAGGCCUCUCGCCUCCCUCGGGGUGAUGUCUCACAAGAAAGCUCUCAGCAUUGUGGCGGUUGCCUGGGUCUACUCGAUGGGCUGGAGCCUGCCCCCCUUCUUUGGCUGGAGUGAGUACAUUCCCGGAGGGCUGAUGACGUCUUGUUCCUGGGACUACAUGACGUUCACCCCUUCGGUCCGCUCCUACACCAUGCUGCUCUUUACCUUUGUCUUCUUCAUCCCUCUCUCCAUCAUCAUCUUCUGCUACUGCUGCAUCUUCAGAGCCAUCCGACACACAACGCGAGCGAUAGCAAAGAUCACCUCUGAGGGGAACAGAGACUCAGCAAAGAGGUUCCAUAAAAUGAAGAGUGAAUGGAAGAUGGCCAAAAUCGCACUCAUCGUCAUCCUGCUAUUUGUCAUCUCCUGGGCCCCUUACUCCUGUGCAGCCCUCACUGCAUUUGCUGGAUACGCUGACUUGUUGACUCCUUACAUGAACUCUGUUCCUGCUGUGAUCGCCAAAGCGUCUGCUAUCCACAACCCCAUCAUAUACGCCAUAACACACCCCAAAUACAGGUCAGCCAUCAAUCGGUACAUUCCCUACCUCGGAGUGCUGCUCUGCAUGACCGGCAGAGAUCGCUUCAGCAGCAGCAGCUUCCAGUCGACCCGCCGAUCAACCCUCACCAGCCAGUCCGAAUGCAAAGGCCCCAGCAAGCCCCGCAACUCCUCCCAGUCCGAGAGCGAAUCAGCCCACUUCUCGGACACGGAGGACGACUGCUCGUCUCAAACGCCCGUCAGCCGUCAGGUGUCCAAUGAUGUCAAACAGGUGCGCCACACCAGCCAGAGGUCAAAGGUCAGAGGUCACGCCACAGGAGAGUUUGAGAGAGCCGCUGCCCACAACCCAACUGACCCGGUCUUAUGCCACCUUUCUCAGAUCACCACUCUGACAGAGCCUGAAGACAUCUCCAUGUCGGACAUCAGUCGGCAGCCGACCAGCCAUCUGCCUGCUGCUCUGGACAACGCCGUGAGGGAGUCGACGCCAAGGAAGGCGAGCAAGAACAAGUCGUCCGUCAUUGUCACCUCCAUAUCCAGCCCGUCCAUACUGCAGCCCCCCGGUUUCCAUGGCAACCUCAAAAUGACCAAAACCUGCAGCUCGGUCACCAAGGAGCCGCUGGACAUCGGCAGGCUGGAGACGACAGCGUUACCAUGAGCGAAAAGUGCAAAAGCAGAGUGUAACCUCGUCGUGUAUGUGUGCUUCGGUGUUUCUCUUCAUGGGACUCUUCUGUUCCAGCAUGCAGUUAUGGUAACUCCAGAGCAUUUUGUUCAGUUUGUUUUGCAUGCAGCGUACUGUAAACGUAUGUGAGCGUGAAUGCCCAGUAGAUUUACUUUGGCGUAUCUGUUUGCACACGUUUUCUGACAUAUCAUGGGGGCUGGAGAUGGUUUACCUCGGAGCUGGAAGCAACAAAUUAGCCUUAAACACACAAUGUGAAGGUCUGUGACUCAGUUUGACUUUUAUUGAUUAUCGGUUCAGCUUCGUAUUUGAGAUAAAGAAACCAAAAAACAAACAAAAAAAAUGUUUUGCUUUAAAUAACGAUGCAUUUUGGAUUAUUUCAAAGUAAAUUAUACGUCUUCUUUAUCUUGUUCAUUCAUAAGACUGUUUUUUUUCCCUUGUUUGGUACAUUAUUUUAUUGUGCCGUGUUAUGAGUUUGAUAGGAGAAAUCAGAGAUGUUAAGGUUGUUUUUGCACAGUGUUUAUGAGCCAUAUUUGUAACAAUAUAAUUCAACCAGCAAUGCAGACAGAAUCGCAGUAGUUCCGUAUUUUAGAUUUAAAACUUGAUGAUUUGGUAUCGCAAACAAUGUUUCCAAACCAGUCUCUGGCUCAUAGUAAUUUAGAAUAGGUUCUUUUGCUUUUCCAACUGUACUAUAAACACUAAUUAUGUGUAAGAACCGAUCCCUCUGAGCAUUAAUGCUACAUGUCCUCUAGAUCCGUUGGAAACAACCCACAUGUAAACGUAUGGCAUCUUGGUGGGUGGUUCACCAGCAGACCACUAGGUGGCCACAUGAUGGCCCUUCAGACUUUCGGUCCGGUAGAUGCAUCACACCAACAUGGUGGCCCAUCUGCAAACUUUCUCUUUUAUUUCGAAAACACUUCAGCGAAAAGUAAUUCUGAAUGCAUUUGAGGCAAGAAAUAAGCUGUGCUUUAGCUGAAUCUGUCCUCGUUUUAGCUAACCGACGGCUAGUUCAGGCAUUGAUGAAAGAUUCACGAUGCGUUGGACCUCUGCACGCAGCAUGGAAUUUGCAUAAAGUAGAAGUCGAGUCUACUUUAUGCAAAUGAGCUGCUGCUCACUCCAGGGAAAGGCACCGGAUCACAGCUCAAAAUGCACCGCAACCGGACCAGCAUGCAACGCGGUGCAUUUCACAUAGACAUUGAAUGGUAAGCGUGAAAUUGCUGGCUCUGGUGGACACGUACCUUCAACACUUUGCAGCUAUCUGAAAUUGAAGCCACUUUAAGCUUGUUGCAAACGGGUUUAGCACAAGCUAACUGCACUUACACAACGUUUCUAGAAAAAUAUAUGUGUAAAUCUGCUGAAAGUUCAGAUUAAUUAAAACUUAUUUGUUAAAAAUGCAGAAAAAUAAGGAAAGAGGCCCUUCAGAAUUAGACUUACCACCACAAAUGAGUGAUUUUACGUUAAAAUGCACACAUAGGAAACCCAUAGAAACUGGCCUCUUGUUUCGGUUUCCCUGCCUUUUAAUAGCCUUUUAGCAACACUUGCAGCUUUAAUGUGAGGUGUUUACUUCUAAACUGGGCAAUCAGGCACACAUACCAACACCCAUGUGAGAGGACAGAAGAGGAUACAGUCAGCUUGUUGUCCCCUCUGGCUCUCUGCGAUUGAUUUUUCCAUUCCUGGUGACAUCAGCUAACAUAGAUCAGACUCAUCAGGACACAGAUGUGUCACAGCUCCACAGUACAUGGACCCACAAACACAGUGAGUGUCCUGGACUCUGUUUUUUUUUUUUUUUUUUUAAAUUUGCAUUCCUCUCGACGCCAUACCUUUUCUUUAAUAUCUAUAUACAAGUGACAGGUUAAUGUUUUUAUAAAUGUGUGGUUUCAGGAUUGUCAUCAGUCACCUCAGCGUCACGUUUCUAAACUCUCUGUCCACUUUUGCAGUUCCCUUUGAGAUUCCUCAAUGCUGCGUCAUUGACUAUGAUUGUAAUGACUGUUUUUCUUCGCACCUCAAAGUAAAUUCUGACACGUUUUUUUUGUUAAAUUAUGAACAACUAAGUUAAAAUCUUAGUUUUCGAGACAACAAAGGUCGCCACGUUCCCAUUUGUUGCCCGUUCGUCCUGCAGUACUCAUCGAUGAAUGUAUGACUUCCAUGUAUUUAGAACAAUAUGGCUUUAUGACAGAACAAAUAUAAAUAUUAUGAAUAUGUUCCAUUUUGCUUUAAUGAUGUGAUUGAUUUUAUGAAGUGAUGGUUUCAUGUUUACUUUGUUUUUCUUUGUACAAAAUGUUUUGUGUUUUUAUUUAUUUUUCUAAAUAAAAAUGUUGCUAAAUCCUGCAACACUUUUA
Messenger RNA from Acanthochromis polyacanthus (spiny chromis), 4729 nucleotides. RefSeq names its product melanopsin-A-like. Gene Ontology annotation, cellular component: membrane. Gene Ontology annotation, biological process: visual perception; G protein-coupled receptor signaling pathway. Gene Ontology annotation, molecular function: G protein-coupled receptor activity. The record is from RefSeq and is a predicted model, not a curated record. Lineage: Eukaryota; Metazoa; Chordata; Actinopteri; Pomacentridae.